GGCAGUGAAAGAGUUAUGGAACGAGAAACAACUGGGUGGUUUUUCUACCGAACGUGUUAUGAAUAUAGUGAAAUAAGCAGAGUUGACUACGUUUGCUAGAAUACACCAAUAUUAUCUCACUAACUCGGGAUUAGCUAUGCCCGCACAAGUUCAGUGUGUGUGCUGUAUUUUAGGUUAGUUAUACACAUCUUCGGUACAGCAGUAGUUUUAAGAGCGUUCUGGGAAGUGGAGUUCUCCGGUAGAGGGCAGAAAACUGCAGGAGUUGGCAGCCAGCGAAUAAAACUGCUGCAUGAGUUCACCUUCACAGUAGAACAACCCUCCAAACAACGAGAUAUUUAGUUUGUCAUCCGGAUUCCAUACAUCAUGAACGGGUCAGCAACAUACACAGCGUCUUCCGUGCUGGACAUAAAGUUAAAAAGAGGACCACAAGGUUUAGGCUUUAACAUUGUGGGGGGGCUGGACCAGCAGUAUGUCCUGAAUGACAGUGGGAUCUAUGUGGCUAAAAUCAAGGAGAAUGGAGCUGCAGCGCUGGAUGGGAGACUACAGGAGGGAGACAAGAUACUGUCGAUCAAUGGCCACAAACUGGAGAACCUGUCCCACAGUGCAGCUGUGGAGCUCUUCAGGUCAGCAGGAGAGGACGUGCAGCUUCGUGUUCAGCAGAGGCGCGCCAUGGCCAUGAACGGUCCCAGCACUUCCCGGCCAGACGGCGACUCUUCCUCCAUGUCCUCCUUGGGAAUACUGGUGGUUGUCCUGGGGGCGGCAGCAGCCAUUGCCUUCCUCUGCGUACGCUUCCAGCCUCACCUCAGGAGGCACUUCUAACGCUGUGGUUUCCUCCUUAAGGCAGGCAAAAAGCUCUGACUGAAAACUUUGCUAAAGGCC
Molecule: messenger RNA, 879 nt
Organism: Esox lucius (northern pike)
Lineage: Eukaryota; Metazoa; Chordata; Actinopteri; Esociformes; Esocidae
Gene: synj2bp
Product: synaptojanin 2 binding protein
Molecular function (GO): protein binding
Source: RefSeq, marked provisional